CUUCAAAAUUUUUAAAAAAUUUCCUUUUUCCAAAAAUUUUUUUUUUCUUCCCUCUUAAUUCCUUGAUGGAAACAAGAAAAUAUUUCAAUUUUAUUUGUUUAAUUUAUGCUAUUUUGUGCCUAAAUUAUGAGUUAACUAGUGCUGUUGUACUAUUGAAACAUUUAAGUCACUCAAGAGGAUCAAAAUCAAACAACUCAUGUGAUUUAUUUCAGGGCAAUUGGAUUUAUGAUAAUUCAUAUCCAUUUUAUAAUUCAUCUAUUUGUUCUUUUAUUGAAGGACAAUUCAAUUGCCAAGGAAAUGGAAGACCUGAUAAACUCUAUCUUAAGUACAAAUGGAAGCCUAAUUCAUGUGAAUUGCCCAAAUUUGAAGGAUUGGAUUUUUUGAAGAGGGUGAGGGGGAAGAAAAUAAUGUUCAUAGGGGAUUCAUUGAGCCUUAAUCAAUGGCAAUCACUCACAUGUAUGUUGCAUGCAGCCUUUCCCAAGCUCAACUACACACUCCAAAGAAAAGGAGAUAUUUCCAAUUUUGUUUUUCAGGACUAUAAUGUUUCUUUGAUUUUAUCACGAAAUGCAUUUUUGGUAGAUUUGGUAAAAGAGAAAAUAGGAAGAGUUCUAAAGCUUGAUUCAAUCCAAAACGGCGACGCUUGGAAAGGAUUCGACAUGCUCAUUUUCAAUACUUGGCAUUGGUGGCUCCACAAGGGAAGCCAACAAUCAUGGGAUUUUAUACAAAAAGGAGAUCAAAUAUAUAAAGACAUGGAUCGUUUAGUGGCCUUUAAAGAGGGACUUAAAACUUGGUCCAAUUGGGUAGAAUCAUAUAUUGAUCCAACCAAAACAAGAGUAUUCUUUCAAGGCAUUUCUCCUACACAUUAUAGUGGGCAAGAAUGGAAUGCUAGCAAACCAAGUAGCAAUUGCAAUGGAGAGACACAACCAAUUAGUGGCUCAGUGUAUCCUGGUGGACCAAUGGCAGCAGCAACAAUUGUGAAAGAAAUUAUUGGCAAUAUGUCAAAACAAGUGACAUUACUUGACAUUACAUUACUAUCUCAACUAAGAAAAGAUGGACACCCUUCAAUUUAUGGUAUGAAUAAUAAUAAUAAUAAUAAUAAUAAUAAUAAUAAUAAUAAUAAUGAUACAAAGAUCAAAAAGGGUAAUGAUUGUAGUCAUUGGUGUCUUGCUGGUGUGCCUGAUACUUGGAAUCAACUCUUUUAUGCUCUUCUUCUAAACCAACAAACCAAAUCAUCAAAUACUAUAUGACAAAAAUAUGAAGGUGUAUAACAAUCCAAUUCUUGUUUUACUUUUUGUUUUGAAAUUAUUAUGAUUACAGCUAGAUAUCUCAAAACUUUAUUCUUUUUACUUAUAUGAUUACAGCUAGAUAUCUCAAAACUUUAUUCUUUUUACUUAAUAUAAGUCAUGUUUUACUUUCA
Messenger RNA from Solanum lycopersicum (tomato), 1417 nucleotides. RefSeq names its product protein trichome birefringence-like 41. NCBI's taxonomy places the organism in Eukaryota, Viridiplantae, Streptophyta, Magnoliopsida, Solanales, Solanaceae. The record is from RefSeq and is a predicted model, not a curated record. Gene Ontology annotation, cellular component: Golgi apparatus. Gene Ontology annotation, molecular function: O-acetyltransferase activity.